Messenger RNA from Falco peregrinus (peregrine falcon), 9383 nucleotides. It is a transcript of the gene MAPK10, whose product is annotated as mitogen-activated protein kinase 10. NCBI's taxonomy places the organism in Eukaryota, Metazoa, Chordata, Aves, Falconiformes, Falconidae. The transcript has 16 exons. The coding region runs from base 728 to 2122 and encodes 464 amino acids. Gene Ontology annotation, molecular function: JUN kinase activity; ATP binding. The record is from RefSeq and is a predicted model, not a curated record. Gene Ontology annotation, cellular component: nucleus; cytoplasm. Gene Ontology annotation, biological process: protein phosphorylation; JNK cascade.
ACAGCCAGCAUCACGCUGCACAAUGGUUUCCAGGCAGUGAAAGAGCGUGAUUCAGCAAGCCACUCUUUCCCCCCCCUUUUUAUUUCAUUAUUAUCAGACAUUUUGCCUCCCCUUUUCUGUUCUGCUCUACCCUGUCCCCCAGGCUUUUAUUUAGUUAAGGAAAACAGUGAUUUACCUUUAAUCCAACUACCCAUCUUUUUUUUUUUUUAUUAUUAUUAUAAAUAGCCCAUCUUUUCCUCGGCACUGUUUGGAAUGUGAUUUAAAAAUACCACCUAAAGUCGCAGUUUGGGGGAAAGGUUUCUGGACAAGGAGAAUAGCUCGCAAGCACGGAAUGGGCUAGUGUUAGAAACUUGUACCAGCAGCAGGCCAGCCAAAUAUCAGCUAUGGCAACCCAUGCAUGAAGUUGAUGCCUUUGAACCAUUCCCUAUAGAUGAGACAUAGCACAUGCUGUGCUGGCAACUAAGCACUACGCAGCUGCUUGCUCCCUCCCUCCUGGUGGAUGAGGGAGAGCACUGGAAGAGUGAAACUGAGAACUCAGGGGUUGAGAUGAAGACAGUUUAACAGCUGUCUUCCACUGGGACAGAGGUGAAACUUCGCCAGGCUGCAUUUGUUGAGCAGUGGUCCCCAGAUUUGCAGCUCUCCCCGGGAAGACCUCAGAGCAAUUACAAGUGUGUCACCUGGACAAAAUGUAAAACUUCGCUGUCAGAUUAUCCUAUCCCUGGUAUUUAUGAGCCGCCAUUUCUUGUAUUAUUGUGGUGAACCUACUCUGGAUGUGAAGAUUGCCUUUUGUCAGGGAUUUGGGAAACAAGUGGAUGUGUCAUAUAUUGCCAAACAUUACAACAUGAGCAAAAGCAAAGUUGACAACCAGUUCUACAGCGUGGAAGUAGGUGACUCGACCUUCACAGUUCUCAAACGCUACCAGAACUUGAAACCUAUUGGCUCUGGGGCUCAGGGAAUAGUUUGUGCUGCAUAUGAUGCCAUCCUUGACAGAAACGUGGCCAUUAAGAAGCUCAGCAGACCAUUUCAGAACCAAACUCAUGCCAAGCGAGCUUACAGGGAGCUGGUCCUCAUGAAGUGUGUGAAUCAUAAAAAUAUUAUCAGUUUAUUAAAUGUCUUCACGCCACAGAAAUCUCUGGAGGAGUUCCAGGAUGUUUACCUGGUAAUGGAGUUAAUGGAUGCCAAUCUGUGCCAGGUGAUUCAGAUGGAGCUAGACCAUGAGCGAAUGUCUUAUCUGCUGUACCAAAUGCUCUGUGGUAUCAAGCAUCUUCAUUCUGCAGGAAUUAUUCACAGGGAUUUAAAACCGAGUAAUAUUGUGGUAAAAUCUGACUGCACAUUGAAGAUUUUGGAUUUUGGACUGGCCAGGACUGCAGGCACUAGCUUCAUGAUGACUCCAUAUGUGGUGACGCGUUACUACAGAGCACCAGAGGUCAUCUUGGGAAUGGGCUACAAGGAGAACGUGGAUAUAUGGUCUGUGGGAUGCAUUAUGGGAGAAAUGGUUCGCCACAAAAUCCUCUUUCCAGGAAGGGACUAUAUUGAUCAGUGGAAUAAAGUCAUUGAGCAGCUGGGAACACCCUGUCCAGAAUUCAUGAAGAAGCUGCAGCCGACAGUACGGAACUACGUUGAGAACAGACCCAAGUACGCGGGCCUCACUUUCCCCAAACUUUUCCCAGACUCUCUCUUCCCAGCUGACUCGGAACACAACAAACUCAAAGCCAGCCAAGCCAGGGACCUUUUAUCAAAGAUGCUAGUCAUUGAUCCGGCCAAGCGAAUAUCAGUAGAUGAAGCCUUACAGCAUCCGUACAUUAAUGUCUGGUACGACCCAGCAGAAGUGGAGGCGCCACCGCCUCAAAUAUAUGAUAAACAGCUGGAUGAAAGGGAACACACAAUCGAGGAAUGGAAAGAACUCAUCUACAAAGAAGUAAUGAAUUCUGAAGAAAAGACUAAAAAUGGCGUAGUAAAAGGACAGCCUUCUCCUUCAGGUGCAGCAGUGAACAGCAGUGAAAGCCUCCCUCCAUCCUCAUCUGUCAAUGACAUCUCAUCCAUGUCCACGGAUCAAACACUGGCGUCUGACACGGACAGCAGCCUGGAAGCUUCUGCAGGACCCCUCGGUUGUUGCAGGUGACUAGCCGCCUGCCUGCGAAACCCAGCGUUCUUCAGAGGAUGAUGUAAUUUAGGAGGAAAAAUUAACAGGAGUUAAGAGAUGAAAAGGAAGAGAAAUAAAUAUAAAGGCUUAAACAAAGCAAACAAAAAAAUCUUUUCAGCCUGCUUCUCCUACAGAAUUAUGUAAUGCAGCUAAGCUCAAGUGUAUAUUCAACUUAUAGUUGCUCUGCUUUGGUCUUCUUCCAAUGAUGCUUACUGGGGGGGAAAAAAAGGAACUGAAAAAUCCUUUUUUUUAACCCCCUCCCCAUAAGAUGUAAAAUUAAUGGCUGCAAAACCAGCAACCUGCAACUGUCCUUUUCAGACUGGCAUGACAAGGUGUGCAGUAGCCACUCUCAAACAUAUGAGUGUGUAUCAGCCUUCACUCUCUGUUCUGUUGUCUGCUGCCCAGUGAGGCAGAUAGGGGUAUACACGAUUUUUUCUCCAUAUAUGAAUAGCACAUACACACAGGUGCCAAGAGAAUUCUGGCAGUGUAUGCAGCUGUGUGCCUACAGGAACACGCAUAUCUGCAUACAUACUUAGUGUACAAUCCACAAAUAUAAAUGGCCCAUUUCAGGUGAACUGCAUAAUUACAUACAUGAUAUUCCCAGUAUAUAUUAUAUUUAUUUGUUCAUUGAUGAGGUUGCAUAUCUUGUAUGAGGAUUUGUGGAAGUGUAAAUAACCACACUGAACUGUGGCUCCCUCAGACACUUGAAGAUGUAGCACUAAAAUUUCUGCUGAGAGUUGUAUAUAUAUUUUGAAAUAAUAACCAGUUUGUAUUGAAAGAAAAAGCCACAGAACUUCAUAGAAAAAUGUUUGUUUGUGAAUGUUAAGACUUGCUGUUCUGAUUUUUAGAGCAGAUACACCAAGAUAAGACCAGGCUAGAAGGAAGCGCAUGUACUUUUGCAAGCUACAGGGAACAAGAACGAAGGUUUUUUAUGCAUGUGUAGCCAAGAAAGAUUUCUCUCAGUAAGCAGCUUUUCCUGCAAAUGUUAAGUGAGUUAUCAUCUUAGUUCAUAGAUAGGCUUGCUGUUAUGAAUUACAUGUAUGCUUGUUUGUUAGGGGGUAUGGCAGGGUGGGAGAACAGUUCGGAUUAUUAUCAAAAGGACAUGCAAUAACUUUUUUAAUUUACAUCUAGAUCUUUACUAGGUUAAAUAAAGUAAGGAUAUUUGUGGCCCACUCCCUUUCAGUGUGUGUUUGUGGCUUAGAGGUUAUUUUCGCUUCAGAUCGUUCCUUUGCAGGGAUCUCGGCUACUAAGAGACCAGGCGUUCUCUAGGUGCUUUUGGCUGUCCAUUUGCUUGCAACAAAUCAUCUGACUCCCCAGGAAGUUUUAUCAGCUGUGUUACAUGGAAAAGAACCACAGAGUGCAUGGGUCUAGUAUUCCUAUAUUCUAAGUAACAGCAGAGGAUAUCAACCAGCUAGUGUGCUGGGCUGAAAGGGUCGCCAUCAGGGGUCUCGGAGGCAGUUUUGAUGAGUUCCGAAGAACCCAACAGUGACUGAAUAUCAAAUUGAUUUUACCAGGUAAUAACACAUAGGAUUCCCAGUUGUAACAGCAAGUGUUUUUUUACCAGAGAAUGGCAAAACUCCACACAGAAUUUCAGAACAACUGAAUGUUUUUUCCAGCCAAGACAGCAAACUAGCAUUUUCCACUUCAAGGUCAUCGUUACCAAAGUUGGAAAUUAAAUACUGGGUCAUCUCUCCUCUUACCAAAGUGUGCCAUGUUAACUGAAAUGAGCUAAAUCAUACUGUAAUGCUUUUCCAGAUGUCAGAAACUGCUUAGGCUAUAUUACUGGGUAUUUAAAAUUCACUAAUUCUUAGUAUUCAAAAUUCUACCAAAAUAGGACUGUUGUAUUAGGUGGCUUACAAACCUGCCAUUCUGUGGUAAGAAAAAAGAAAUUAGUAUCAAGUCAGAUUUUCUUUAAAGGGAAGAAAGCAACGAAAAAACUCUCCAGGGUGGGGAGGAGGGAAGAUAAAAAUUAAGUGGAUAUAAAGUAACUUCAGGCUUGGUAGAUCUGAGCUGUCUCAAAAUUGCUAUAGGAUUUUUUUUCCCCUGGAUAUAUUUUUGGUAGAUUUGUAUGGAAAUUUUUUUGAGAAUGAAAUUAGGUAAAAAAUACUCUAAAAACUCAGAGCAGUAAUUGUAAAAGCAAUAAUUUACUACUGCUAAAAAUAUUUAGCAAUAUUCUUUCUUAAGCCAUGAAACAUCAAGUCAUGGUUGAGUGAAGUAAUUCUCACUUUAAAGCCAAUGAUCAUAAAAGUAUUGAAAGGUAAAUGGCAGCGCUCUGUAGGUACAAAGGCAAUAACACCAAGGGUGACUUCUUAGCAAUAAUGAAAUGUAUCACCUCCAGAUUUAAUUCACCAUAGAUAUAUAUUAAUAAUAUUCAGGUAACUAGUAUCUGCUUUACAUUCCUUAGUGUGCACCAUUUGGGUGUGUUAUUUAAACAAAACCAAUAGAAGUGUCUCAGAGAGGCAAAGGUCUAUGUAAGAGAAACUGCAAAAAUACCACAAAUGCAGAAUGCAGAAACUUGGAAUAAUCACCAUUCAUUUACAGUGAUAUUGCAGAGAUGUGGCAUAGGCAACAGCAGAGAAGCCACUUACAGUAGAUGGAUGCUUACAACUCUCCCAUGUUUCAUCUAUCGAAGCCAAAACCCAUGAUCUUAGCCCCAUGGUAGAAUUCAGUCUUGUUUUAAUUGCAGGUGCUGGGUGGAGAACUAGUCACCAUAGAUGUCCUAGUGAUCGGCGCUAAAAGAACCCACAUCAUAUCAGACAUACAGCUUUAUUCCCAGAGGCCCUGAUUCUGCUAAGCACCAGUGCUUGUACAAACAUUUAAUGGAGAAUAUAGGGAUGCAUACAUAAUUUUAACUAGCAUGUGCUUCUUGUCCUUUGCUCAGCAGUGAUUGACAUUGGCAUGUGCUUAAGUGCCUUGCUGAAAUGGGGCCUAAAAGAAUCACUGCAUCUCUUUUUGUCCUCAAAUUAGUUUGUCUCCUUUAUGAGAAGCUCUGUCUGGGGGAGGAGACUUGGGGCUGUCCACAUUGGACACUACAAAAAAGCCAUCAAUGAAGAAAAGCAAUAGUUCUUUACAAUUCUGGUCCUUGUAUGUCCAAACUGAAGUAGCAACCAUCAAACAGGAAUAGUAUCCUUUGUCUUGCUUUGUGUCAGGAAGUUGGUGCUGUCAGCUGAUACCUUACAAGAAUGCAUGUACUCUUGAAUAAAAGAUUGCAGUGAUGAUGUUCUGUAGCUGUCUUACGGUAAACAAAAUUUUUCUUUCGGAUUCUAGAAGUCUUCGAUACCCUUCAAGUCUGUUCCCCUUUAUUCCAAUAUUUUCUUCAGCUUGAUAAUGACAGAUGCUUUUCUUAUUUUUCUUGCCAGUGAUCUUCUAAAUCUACCUCUGUUUAAAGUGUUACUAAAUAGUACUUGAGGAACAAUUUUCACCUCAUUCUCUGAGCUUGGCAGUUACAGGCAUAAUUGCCACUGCCGCAGAGAUGUAGGCAAUCAGGAAGCUAGAGAUCUAUGACAGAUGUUCCAAGGUAUUUAGGCACUGAAGGGGCAUCAGAGAGCCUGUGCCAGAAGUGGCAUAUCUUCCAUCAGUGUGAAUGGCAGCUGGACACCUUGGUAUUUUUGAAAAUAUGCCUAAGAGCCUACUGGUAUCUUAAGUGCCUGAAUACUCAAAGCAAUUCUGUCCCAGGUGGCUUGCUUAAGUCGUGCAGAUUGCCAUCAGCAGGGUGAGGAAAAUGGCAGAAACAUCUUAACUAUCAGUGGCUGCUCAGAGCACUAGCUGCAAAAAAAGUAGCAUUGAAAAGGUAGAGGAAAGUUGCUGCAAAAAGUUCCUGCUUUAUUUCCAGAUGGAGUACUUUUGGAUAAUAUGAGAAACUAAAACAAGGGGGGGGGAAGUCAAUUGCUCGUAAAAAGACCCUCCAUUUUCCUUCUCACUCAUGAGUUUAAAUGAGGAUAAGGUAUUGAUUUACUUCAAGGUGAUGCAAGGUUAUGCAUGUUUUCCAUCCAAAAUUUUCUGUAAUUUUUGAAAUCUUCAGGUACUAACUUGAUAGAUGGAAUAGUACCUUCUGAGUUCUGACUAUAUUCAACUAAAAUGUAAUAGAUCUUUAGAAAGUUCAGAUCUUUGGGUCGGUCACACACUGAUUUAUGCAAAUGGCAUUGUGGUUGAUAAUCCUCCAUACUAUCUAGAGUUCCAUGGCACAGAUAGAUUCAGGAAUCUUAGCAAGCUUGCUUUAUAUAAAGCAGAGCUUAAAUCAGAGUACAAGUGUGGUAACAUGUCAAAAACAAACAAACGAACAAAAAGCUAUAGAAAGCCUGAUUAGCUACUUCCCUAAUGCACUGACAGUUUUCCUGUGGAAAUAACUGGUUCCUGCACCGUAUUGGGCUCCAGAGAUCACACGAGAGAGUCGAUAAUGUCACUGUAUCACUCUUCUAAACUUAUAAUCAAGAAUAGAUUCAUAUAUAUGGUUUUAUCUCCAUAUAUAUUGCUUUACCUUCAAGCUUUGGGCUAACAAUACUGAAGAAAUUAGACUUGUUGCAGUACCUUUAGGAAUUUUUCCAAAGUAGUGCUAUUUAACUGAUUUGGAUUGUAUUCUAAUUGUCAGUAAGCACCAGUGACUUCUUUUCCACCAACGUAUUUUCUCAUGAAAAAUAUGCUGAUAGUCAAUUUUAAAACUGCCUGAGAGAGUCAGUUUCAGCAAAUCCCCUGAAUUUUUCAUUAAAGGAAAAAGAAAAAAAAAGGAAAAAUGUGUUUCAGUAUCCUGAAAUCAUUGUAAAAUGUAAUUGGAAUAUUUUAAUUCAAAAUAACUUGUAAUAGUCAAUGUUAGCUUACUUAUACUACAAACUUUGCAGUAUUCCAAAGGAUCAAAGCUUAUUUUAGUUUCAGAUCUAUCUUUCUUCAUGCUUAUUGAGACUUUAGAAUUUUGUGUGACUUCAAACACGCAAAACCAAGCAAACAAACAAAAAAAGGCAUUUUGCAACAAACUGUGUGUGCUUCCAGGGAGAGCAGAAUGAAAGAAAACCUGCAGGGAAGAAUUAGACUUUUAAUAGUCUGGCAAAGAAGUCUGAGUUAGUGGUUCAUGAAGUUUAAGCUUUUUCUUUGCUUCCGUAUGUGUGUGUAGGAAAGAGAGUGAGUGCAUAUGGAUGUGAUUUUUAGAACCUGUGUUCUGUUCAUAUUUGAUCCAAGUUCUCAGUGUGGAUAAAGAGCAUAAUCGUAAUGUAAUCACACAUCUUCAAGAAUCUGAUGGCUGUGCUUAUUUGAACUUCCACCACUUUACAAAGGACCCAGUUAACUAACUGCAAGCUCAAGGUGAUCUUUUUCACACACACACACACAGACACACACAGACACACACACACAAAAAGAAAAUCAUUGUGCAGUGGGUUUGAAUAUUCCACAAAUAUGUAAUGUCUUAAUUGGUAAGAUGCUAGGGGGAGGCAGGGGGAUGAUGAAUGUGUCAUCUUCACCCAUGAGCUGCAAAAGAGACCUGUCCAGUGGAAUUUAGUGGAAUCUGCAUAGAAUAUUAGGAACUUGCCAGUGUGGCCUGGGGGUUUUUAAUAUUUUUUUUUUAAAUUAACUAUUGAUUGCAAGAGGUGAACUCUUUAACUUAAUUUCUGUUCACACUCAUUGACGCAUGGCAAGUUUGGGUUUUGAAGAGGGUUUGAUUUGACAAAAGAAUGUUGAAAAACUUCAACUGAGGCUAAUUGUGCCUUUUUACCUGAAAGCGAAAAGCUGAAAAGCACAUAUUUAAGGAAGACACAGUCAAUUUGGGAAAUAAAUGUAUUUCUACCGUACUUAUCAUUUCAGACAGGUAAACCUGUCUCUUCUGCUAAUUUUCACUGAACAGGGCCAUUCUCGUCUUCUGGAAAGCAAGGUAUUUAUAAUGUAAAUAGUUGUAUUGAUUUAUUUUUUUUUCUUUCCUCUGUAACUAAUAUGUAAUAAUCCAACACGCUAUUUCUGUUAAAUCUUUUAAAAUAAGGCCACUGUAUGCCUAAAUGUAGACCUCUGGCCUUUUCCUAACUCAGUCACAUGCUGAAAAGGAGGGUGCCGGAGGUUUCAGUGUACAUAUAGAAUCAUGUAUAUUUAGUAAAUUGAGUAAGUGGGACUUAUGGCCAGUAUACAUUAAGCCACAACAGUGACAAAGCUCCAGAUCUUAACUAGCAAAAACAACUGUUCACCUUGCCAUGUCCAUCCUGUAAUAAGAUCUGAAUUGCACCUGCCUGUAGUUCUGCAUGAUCAGACUUCAAAGUAUAACUAACAAGAUCUGUAAUGUAUCAGUGUUUAUAAACGUAGAUGUAAAAAAAAAAAAAGAAAAAAAAAGAAAACGAAAAAAAAAAGAAAAAACUUGACCAACAAAAGAAAAUCAACAACAGCAACAGUUCAGUAUCAAGACUGGAAGAUGAGACAUGUCCGAUUUUGUUGCACAGUUAUAGCUGAAAAGAACAACCAGUGUCAGUCAGCAUACAUGGACUGCAGUAGUGACAUUUGUUAAGGAACCAACCUUAUUUCCAUAUUGUUCUGUUCUUUCCCUGGUUUCCUUUGACCGUCUGUUGUUCCCUGUGUGUAGUACAGGGGAGAACAGAGCCUCAGUCAUCAGUGUUUUAUGGGUCAAUGUUGCAUCAAUGAUUUCUGAUUUCUGUUCGUUUAGCAAUUACUGAACUAAGAUGGGAAUCUCAUGUUCUCCCAUGUGUCGAAACAAAUCCUGUCAGAGCUUCCUCCUGAGGAUACUCUUCUCACUGCUGUCCUGACUCCUGUCGGCUGAAUGACUUUGCAGCAUUCCCUGCAAACAGCACAGUGCAGCAAACCAUAUUGAUUGAGGGCUUCAUUACAUGUGUGUUGUGCAUCUGUACUUCGACAGGGACUCAAAGUCAUGCAGGGACAGGACUCAACUGAAAUAUGGUAUGUACUCUAUGCAUGACGCCUAUAUUACACCUUUAUGACCUUAUAGUGGAAAAACUGCUGGUCUUUACAGAUGUGGAUUUGGACCAUCUUUUUUGGGGAGGAAAGUCGUAGUGAACCUCAGUCCUUAUCCCACAGACCACUCGCUCCUAGCCAGAGCAGCUAAGUGGACGUUAAAGUGGUACGAGGGCCUUCUGGGGGGCUGUGCACAGGGGUGAAUUUCAUGCUGUUUGAAUGUGAUCUUGCCAAAAAGCCUGUAUGUCUAGCAGGGGAGACUGUGACUGUUCUAUAAGGAGUGUUUGUGUUGUUUACUUUAAAACAAGCUUUGCUAAUUAAAAUAGUGUAUUCCGGAGUCCUA